AUGGAGGCUGAAGCACCUAUUAGUCAUACAAUCUUGCUCAUUGGUGAAACUGGAUCUGGCAAAACAUCUUUCCUGAAUCUCCUCUGCAACUAUGGGAUCAUUCAAGAGUUAGGGAUAAAUACAGGAAUCCAGCACUUUCACUCAUUUAAUGAGAUAAAACUAGAAAAUGUUAAUUGUGAUAAAAUGCAGAGCAAGACCAGUGAUGCAUUGAAGUAUACUGUAUCACUGGGGGACACCAACCUUGAAAUAAUCGACACACCAGGCUUUGGUGACUCAAGGGGAAUAAAGGAAGAUAAGAAUCACGUUAAACGAAUCAUUGAUGCUCUUAAAAAAGAAGAUUAUGUCAAUUGUGUUUGCCUUAUCAUCAAUGGAAGAUCCUCCCGUAUGAGUGCUACACUUAGUUAUGUUCUAAGUGAGAUAACGUCUAUUCUUCCCAAGACAAUACUGAAUAAUAUCAUUGUGGUAUUCACCAAUACCACUGGUUUACUACAAUUAAGCUUUGACUUGGGAGCACUGAAGCAUUACUUUGGUCGAAACUUGGAGCACAGCUACUGCAUUGAAAAUCCGUACUGCCUCUUUGAGAAAGCUAACGAAAAGAAAGGUUUAAUGUCCAAAGAGCUACUAGCUGAGAGCUUAAAAGACGAAUUUGAGAGAACAGCAAAGACAUUGAAUAAACUCUUUGCUACAAUGAAAUCCUUUGAGCUGGUCCAGACAAAUGAUUUCCUAGAGCUCUAUAAAAAAAAGGAAAAAAUUGAAGAAACUAUAACACUAGCUCUUGCAAAGUAUGACACUCAAUCAGAACUUAAAGCUGAAAUAGAGGAAACUUCAAAAAAAAUUGGUGAUGCCAUUAGCGAGAGCGAAUAUAAUGAAAAAUUUAAGGAGCUUCAAUCUACUAUGAAAAAAGAACCGCAAGGCACAAAUUAUCACAAUACAAUAUGCAGUGCACCUCGUUGCUUUUCAAACUGCCAUGAACAUUGCAGUAUACCUCCAAUAUUUGAAGAAUAUAAAUUCAAAUAUUGUGCAUGCAUAGAUGGAGAUUACUGCACAGUGUGUGGUCAUCAUUAUGCCAUGCACAAACAUUUGUACUUCAAGUAUGUAGAUGUGAAACAUACAUGGUGGGAAACUAAUCCACUAAAGGAGAAGAGGUUCAGAGAAGCAAAAAAUGCUGAAGAAAGGGCAAGGUUACUGAAGAAGGAGCUUGAAGAAGAGCGUGAUGCUAUUAUUAAAGAGAAAGAGAAGCUUUUUGACAUACUUAUUCAGGCAAUCGAGGAGUUUCAAGCUUUGGGCAUUAAUCGUAGCUUCAUGAAAGUUUUACAGAGUCAAGUCUCUAUCAUUGAGCAUCAUUUGGAAGGGAAUGUGGAUACAGACCCUAACAGCAGUGGAGCUGAGAAGUUAGAAGAAAGUAAAAGAGAAUUGACAAAGAAGAUUAAAAUUGUUAAGGAAGCUAAUAAGUAA
Messenger RNA from Amphimedon queenslandica, 1455 nucleotides. RefSeq lists its product as uncharacterized. The coding region runs from base 1 to 1455 and encodes 484 amino acids. The transcript has a single exon. Gene Ontology annotation, molecular function: GTP binding. Lineage: Eukaryota; Metazoa; Porifera; Demospongiae; Haplosclerida; Niphatidae. The record is from RefSeq and is a predicted model, not a curated record.